AUGAAUAUAAAGCUCCACACAUGUGAAUGUCAUCAUAGACAAAUACAGACAUAGGCGCGGUACUGAGUUAGAAUGGGAAUAUAUUUGUUAACAACGCUAUGGACUACCAGCAUUCUAUGUUCAUCUGUUUAUGUAUUAGCCAGGCCUUUCGCGGACCACGACGAAAUAUUACUGUGUGCUAAUGGCUGUUCCUGCACCGGUCACAUCGCCAACUGUUCCGGGAUAGGUGACCAAAUAAUACCGCCUCUACCUUCGGGAAUAACCACGAUCCUGUUUCCACAUAAUCCACUCCACUACGUCUCAAACGACACAUUCAAAAACGUGAAACAUCUAAAAAUCAACAGUCUUGAUAUAAGCUACUGUGAUAUAUAUUACCUUAGUGAAGAGGCUUUUACCAGUUUGCCAUACCUAGUCACGUUAGAUACCAGUGGUUAUAAAGUCCCACGGGCGGUAUUACAGGCGGUACACAACACUGCAAUACAUACACUCAUAUUGAAGUUCUCAGGUUUAUCCCAGCUUCCUAUGAAUGAUCCAUUAACCAACUUGACAACUCUGGACAUAUCUGGAAACAACUUUAACGAAAUGAGUACUUCAAUAUUUGCGAGUAUGUUUCCUAAUUUGAAUACUCUUAUCGCUGAUGACAACCAGAUCAGAACAAUUUCGUUUCAAAAAAUGUCUGGAACUAUCUCCGCCUUAUCUGUUAGAGGAAACGAGGUAACUGAUCUGGAUUUAUCGUGCAGGUUUGAUGGUAACAACUCAUUAGAAAAGUUGGAUAUAUCAGGGAACUUCAUUACAAACUUAACACAAUUACAGGAAUAUGGUUCAUGUUUUCCGAAUUUAAAGACAUUGUUCUUGGAUUACCUGCCACUUCGAGAUAUACCAGAUUACACUUUUUCAAAUCUUACAUCGCUGAAAAACCUCUCGAUGGAUUUUAUUGGUCGCCUUCAGAAUAUAGCGCCAAAGGCAUUUUAUUCUCAGUCACUGGAAGUUAUUCUUGUUGGGAGUGCGAAAAGUUUCAGACUUAGUAAUGAUUCGGUGAAUUUGUUUCAGUAUACUACAUGUCUUACAAACCUCACAACUAUCCAACUCAAAAUUCCUGAACGUGACCCCGAAUUUCUUGGAAACUUUAUUGCACCGCUGAAAAAUCUGCGGAACCUGACCUUGAAGUUUGCAGACAUAAGCAGUUUGCCUGAACGAUUUCUGGAUCACACCUCCAAUCUUAUAUCGCUUACACUGGUUGGAAACUAUUUCAGUAAAUGGGAACACAGUGUAUUCCCAACAUCCAACACGUUGCGUUAUAUAGAUUUUGGCUUAAAUCAUAUAACGGAUAUUGAUAAAAACUCCUUCCCCGCCCAUGUGUGGGAUAAUUUGUUAAUGCUGGACCUCUCCAACAAUCCGUUUGUCUGCUCGUGUCCUUUGUACUGGUUCAGACGGGAAUGGAUCCCUAACAACAUAAUGAAGCUUAGAAAAUACCCGAGCUUGUACUACUGUGAAUCCCCACAGGAAAUGAAAAAUCGACUGGUCAAUGAUUACUAUCCAAAUGCUACUGACUGCUUGGACCCCUUAGUGGUGAUGGUCAUUGUUUUGUCCGUGUGUCUCUUUGUGAUAAUCAUGUUAGGUGCAAUGAUUUACAAAUUCAGAUGGCAUAUCAAAUAUUACGUGUACCUCUGUUGUGCAAAGAGGGGAUAUAAGAGGAUAGCAGAGGAAGAUUGCUUCCACUUCGACGCGUUCGUAGCCUACAAUAGUGAUGAUCGACUAUGGGUACUGACAAAAUUGAUGCCGUUCUUAGAAAAGCAGCAAAAGUUCAGACUAUGUUUGCAUGACAGAGACUUUGAUCCUGGGAAAUUGAUUGCGGAUAACAUUGUCGACAAUAUGAGAAAAAGCCGGAAGUUGAUUUUGGUUCUAUCGAAUUCGUUUACAUCAAAUGAAUGGUGUAAGUUUGAGCUGUUGAUGGCCCAGAGUAGAUUCCUGGAGGAGGGGUCUUCCACUGUUAUUCUAGUGAUGUUAGAGAAGGUAGAGUUACUUCAGAUGUCUGGACCGCUCGGAAUCCUACUUCAGAACAACACUGCUAUUGAGUGGACGAAUGAUCAAACAGGACGAAACUUAUUUUGGAAUGAAUUGCUUAACUCUGUCAACUAAGGAAA
Messenger RNA from Mizuhopecten yessoensis (Yesso scallop), 2144 nucleotides. Its product is annotated as toll-like receptor 2. Lineage: Eukaryota; Metazoa; Mollusca; Bivalvia; Pectinida; Pectinidae. The record is from RefSeq and is a predicted model, not a curated record. Gene Ontology annotation, cellular component: membrane. Gene Ontology annotation, molecular function: protein binding; transmembrane signaling receptor activity. Gene Ontology annotation, biological process: toll-like receptor signaling pathway; immune response. The transcript has a single exon. The coding region runs from base 73 to 2139 and encodes 688 amino acids.